UCAAUUUUCCCCGUGCGUGUGGCCCAGGUCCCAUCUUCUUCCCAUUGCCUCCCCAACUCCCAACCAAAUACUAACCCUACCACAACCAGGGACGACUCAGAAUAUUUCGCAGACUUCGUUUAACUUCGAAGUUUGUCCUUCUGAGCAUCUUCUUUUAUCCCCUUUACCUCCUGUCUGGUUGACGACAACUCCACAAAGAUGUCCACCUUCGAGCAGGUCGUCGUCAUUGAUGGCAAGGGCCACCUUCUGGGCCGUCUCGCCAGCAUUGUUGCCAAGCAACUGCUGAGCGGCCAGAAGAUCGUCAUCGUCCGCUGCGAGGCCCUCAACAUCUCUGGAGAGUUCUUCCGCGCUAAGCUCAAGUACCACGCCUACCUGCGCAAGAUGACCCGUUACAACCCCACUCGCGGAGGCCCCUUCCACUUCCGUGCUCCCUCUCGCAUCUUCUACAAGGCUGUCCGCGGCAUGAUUCCCCACAAGACCGCCCGCGGUGCCGCCGCCCUCGAGCGCCUCAAGGUCUUCGAGGGUGUCCCUCCCCCUUACGACAAGCAGAAGAAGAUGGUCGUUCCCCAGGCUCUGCGUGUUCUGCGUCUGCAGCCCGGCCGCAAGUACUGCACCGUCGGCCGUCUGAGCCACGAGGUUGGCUGGAAGUACCAGGAUGUGGUUGAGAGACUCGAGGAGCGCAGAAAGGCCAAGGGCGCCGCCUACUACGAGCGCAAGAAGGCCGCCCGACGACAAAUCACCGAGGCCAAGAAGAACGCCAAGGUCGACGACAAGACCACCAAGGCCCUCGAGGCCUACGGCUACUAGAUGGUGGUCGUGCUCGUACCAACGACAAACCCUUUGUGUGCUUCUUUUUACGUUUGCGCUUAGAUCGGCGUGGGAUGGUCUGGUCUUGCAUUUGGCGACGGACGGCUUUUCGGGAUGGGAAAUAGUGCUGGCUUAUUCGUCAGGUCCGGUCCCCAGAUAUAGGGACCCAUACACCCUGAACUACUGAGAUGAGCCUACAUGGACGAGAAAAAACCAAGAAAGAAGAACAAAAAACCUUCUCCAACCAAAAAUAUAGGGGUCUGUUGGAUGAUGCGAUGUGUGACUGUGGUUACUGUGAUCGAUCGAGCUGAGUAUCGUUUCGGAGAGGAAACUUUGAGUCGCGGCGUGGGGUCUUGUCUUGAGAGUCAAUCGAAGUGUCCGCUGCUGCGCUGCUGCUGGUAGAGCACUGGUGGACCGACGGAGCCCUGCGCCGUCGUAACACCUCUCAAGGCCUUAAUGCACAUCUCUUGCGAGGCUUGACAAACAGUCACUCACUACGCCUGAUGAAUAUAUCUGCCCAAUGAGGACCAGUCAAGU
This is a messenger RNA of Cryphonectria parasitica EP155, 1344 nucleotides long. RefSeq lists its product as uncharacterized. The record is from RefSeq and is a predicted model, not a curated record. NCBI's taxonomy places the organism in Eukaryota, Fungi, Ascomycota, Sordariomycetes, Diaporthales, Cryphonectriaceae. The transcript has 5 exons. Gene Ontology annotation, biological process: negative regulation of translation; translation. Gene Ontology annotation, molecular function: structural constituent of ribosome; mRNA binding. Gene Ontology annotation, cellular component: ribosome; cytosolic large ribosomal subunit. Bases 199 to 807 code for a protein of 202 amino acids.